AUGGCGCCGGAACGGCCGCACGCCUCUUUGUUCCCAAACUACGUGCUGGAUAUGGAGCUAUGGCGACGAUUCAUGGCAGAUCCACAGAUCACGGCUGACUGUCUACCACCAGACGUUCCUCUUACCAGCAUGUCGACCUCCAAAUCAGCAAAGCCGGUCAUUUUGACUGCUGCUGAGCAACAAGAAACUAUCACUUAUCUCUUCGAGCAUUCAAUAGAAAGCAUUUUACAUGAUAUUCUCUUGGAGAUUCAUCAAGAGGAGAAGAUCGGUCGUAUGCAGACCGCGGUUGUCGAAGUCGAGCAACGAGCAGAGAAGUUGGGCAAGAAAGGAAACGCCGAUCAACCAGAGGACGAGAACGCCGAUUCGGAACCUGUUGAGACCACCUCGGCCGUUCUCACAGCUGGUCAGGUGCAACUCAAAGGCAACCCAAUGAAGACCGUCAAACAUAUCAGAUGUCCCAAUUGUCGUCUCCGACGUCUACAGUAUCCCAGGGUUGGAUGGAAUUCUCGGCCAGUUCCAGACGCCACGGAGCAAUAUUGCAAGACGGAACCUAUGAUCAUUCUAGACAAACAUGAUGUUCACGGGCAACGAAAGAAAGGCGUCAAGGUCAAGGGUCAGGCCAAGGGCAAGAACAAGAAAAAGAACGACCCCGGCUCCCCAGCUCCUUCUGAAGCUUCUGAUCAGCUCACUCCAUCUUCAUCAGUACCUGGCGAGCAAUUCGAAUUCAAAGAGAUCGACUAUCCUGCUGCCAAAUGUCCCAAUCGAGAGUCACACUUGGGAGACCAUUGGAAGUCGGUCAAUGUCUUCGCAACACAUCUCAAUGGAAGUUGUUAUCUCAAGAAAGAUCGUGCGGCAGGAAGAGAGGCCAACGCAAAGAUUGGUGGCACUCCAAGAGACAGUCGUGCAAAUUCACCCAAGGCUGCUCUCAAUGGAGUCAAAAGAAAAGCAGAUGAGGAAGGCAGUACGCCCACAUUGAAGAAGAAGCAGAAAACCAGCGAUACUCGGAAAAUUGACAAGAAGGCAAUAGGAGUGCCCUCCAAACUUCGAGAAAGUAACACAAUUGAUGAUGAGAAAGGUGAAGAAAGUCCUCUGAAGGAGACGAAUGGCGACACUAUCCAAGUCACACCAACCAAAGUAGCGAGAGAUCAGAGCUCUGAGCCAAGUCUGAAGCUCAAACUCAAGGGUCUCGGUACAGGUACGGGAGAGGCUCGCAAAAAACCAAGCAAGCUAGGAAAGAAGGACAAGGAUAAGGACAAAGAUAAAGAUAAAGACAAGGAGAAGGAGAAGGACAAGUCUUGA
Molecule: messenger RNA, 1299 nt
Organism: Exophiala bonariae
Lineage: Eukaryota; Fungi; Ascomycota; Eurotiomycetes; Chaetothyriales; Herpotrichiellaceae
Exons: 2
Coding region: 1-1299 (432 amino acids)
Source: RefSeq, a predicted model, not a curated record